CAAACAAAAUAAAAAGAGAGACUAACCACGCAGUCCUUGGAUCUAUCAAAGCGCAAGCAAUGACGUCAGUUAAGAAUCUUCUGAAAAAAAAAAUCUCAACUCCAGAAGAUGAGCAGCUGAUCAGAUAAUGGGAAAAAAAAAACCCCAAACAGAUUACAAUAGCCGAGAGCCUUAAUAUAUAUAUAUAUAUAUAUUUAUAUCCUCUGCUUUGUAUUGUGUUUCUCACAUAACAAUAACACUUGUCUUUUGGGUUAUUUUUUCUUUAGUUAUCUGUGAAUUUCUAAACAAUGGCAGGUGAGUUUGUUCUCUUGAGCCUCGGCCCUAGCCCUUUUGGGAUGAGAGUGAAUAUUGCUUUGGCCGAGAAGGGAAUCGAAUAUGAACAAAAGGACGAGAACCUGUUCGACAAAAGUCCUCUGCUUCUACAGAUGAACCCAAUCCACAAGAAGGUCCCUGUUUUGAUCCAUAACGGAACACCCAUCUGUGAAUCUCUAAUCAUUGUUCAAUACCUUGAUGAGAUUUCAAAGGACAAGUCUCCUUUGUUACCCUCUGACCCUUACCAGCGUGCACACGCCAGGUUCUGGGGUGAUUUCGUUGACAAGAAGGUUCACCCAAAUGGGAGGAGAUCUUGGGCUGCCAAAGGGGAAGAGCAAGAAUCAGGAAAGAAGGAAUUGCUAGAGGUAUUGAAAGUGAUUGAAGAAGAGCUGGGAGACAAGCCUUAUUUUAAUGGUGAAACCUUUGGUUUUGUGGAUCUGAGCUUUGUUCCCUUUACUGCUUGGUUUUAUACCUAUGAGAAGGUUGGCAACUUCAGUAUGGAAGCUGAAUUUCCAAAACUAGUUGCUUGGGGGAAAAGGUGCAUGGAGAGGGAAAGUGUGUCCAAGUCCCUCCCUGAUCCACACAUGAUUUAUGACUAUGCUAUGGAUCGUAGGAAGAUAUUUUUAGGAGAGUAAAGGAGAUUAUGCACACAGAAAUGAGAUUGAUAAUGCUGUCAUUGGUUUUCAUCCACCCAAUUUGAGUCAAUACUCAAAGAGUUUUGAAGACUAAAUAAUGUAUAAAGUGAUUAUAUCCUUCUUAACCUUGGGCAUCUUCUACAUUAACUAGUCAUACUAUACUCAAAAUUUUUAUAUAUUUGUAUUAAGAUGUUGUAUUGGUUAAGGUUUUAAUGAUCUUAAUUUGAGUAUUCUGAAAGUAUUGCUCUGUUUCCUUUUA
Messenger RNA from Macadamia integrifolia, 1206 nucleotides. RefSeq names its product glutathione S-transferase U25-like. Gene Ontology annotation, cellular component: cytoplasm. The record is from RefSeq and is a predicted model, not a curated record. The transcript has 2 exons. Gene Ontology annotation, biological process: glutathione metabolic process. Gene Ontology annotation, molecular function: glutathione transferase activity. The coding region runs from base 288 to 947 and encodes 219 amino acids. NCBI's taxonomy places the organism in Eukaryota, Viridiplantae, Streptophyta, Magnoliopsida, Proteales, Proteaceae.